UGGAAAUCUGUUCACCAUGACCUUGGGACGAAGCUUCGUGAAAAGCCCAGCUUCCUUUCCUCAAUGCAUCUGCGAGGAAGGGGCGGGGCCAUCCAUAAGUAGGAGUUAUAGUACAGUUAGUCUAUAGUCUAAGGUAGCCAAGCCAAUUAGCCAGGAGCCCAUGAUCACUAUUUAACGGUGGUGUUUGGCCGUUUGCCGCGGCCCAAACUACUCCAAGUCUCCAACCCCUUCUUUCUCUUUACUUAUUCCGAGCAGGCGGCCCGGCCCUUUCUGCUAUUCAUACAUAGUCUUUGUCAGUCUUAGUCAUCUUCCAUACCAAGUCUAUUCUCCCCAAGAAAAAUAAAUAAAAAAGAGAAAAUUUUGUCAAUCUAGUACUCUCUUUUAUAUAUUAUCAAGCUGCCGUGCUUCUAUAGCUUUAUUUCUGAAUGCCAGAGAGAGAGAGAGAGAGAGAGAGAUUGUGAUUGUUAAGGGUUCAUGGGUUCCUCAUGGGUUCCUCCCUCCUAAAUCUUUUUCUUCAUCUUGGGGCCGAUCACAAUCAGCACACCUCAACAGUUCCAUUACUGCUAAUAAUGCCCAAAGGAUUUUCCCCUCUCGUCUCAUUGCCUCAUCACCAUCACCACCACCACCACCACCACCGCCUCCACCACUUGAAAGUCCGGUCCCCAUGAUGGAGAAGACAGCGAUCGUCACCACCAUGCAAGGCAGCUGCGUCGACCUAGAGAUCGUCCUCGACAACGAUGAACAAAUGAUCAGCGACAACAACCAGAAGAAGCUCAAUCCCAACCCUGGUGGAGGCAAACUAGAAGAUUGGCUCCCCAUUACGGAAUCCAGGAAUGGCAACUCCUUCUACUCAGCAUUCCACUCUCUCAACUCUGGAAUCGGAUUUCAAGCCCUGUCUCUUCCCCUUGCUUUCACCAUCCUUGGCUGGACUUGGGGGAUUGUGAGUUUGUCGUUGGCUUUCGUAUGGCAGCUAUACACCUUAUGGUUACUCACCCAACUCCACGAAUCGGUUAAUGGGACACGCUACAGCAGAUACCUCCAUCUAGCCAAAGCAGCAUUUGGUGUAAAGCGAGGGAAGUUGAUGGCUUUAUUUCCCAUCAUGUACUUAUCGGGUGGAACAUGUAUAGCACUGAUAACCCUUGGUGGUGAAACCAUGAAGCAUUUCUUCCAAACCCUUUGUGGGGACACAUGCCUCGCCAAGCCCCUUACAACAGUCGAGUGGUUUUUGGUCUUUACGUUAUGUGCCAUUGUUAUGGCUCAGCUACCCAAUUUGAACUCUAUUGCUUGUGUCUCCUUCAUUGGUGCCAUCACAGCUAUCACCUAUUGUACCAUGCUAUGGGUUGCUUCCAUAGUUUACGGUAGAGUCGACGGUGCUUCUUAUAAGCCAUUGCAACCUUAUAAGACUGAGACCGCUAAGGCAUUUAGUAUCCUCAAUGCUAUUGGUAUCAUUGCUUUCGCUUUCAGAGGUCACAACCUUGUGCUUGAGAUCCAGGGUACAAUGCCUUCUACCCUAAAACAUUCAGCUCAGGUGCCAAUGUGGAAAGGGGUGAAAUUUGCGUAUCUUCUCAUUGCAGUGUGCUUAUAUCCCCUUGCAAUAGGAGGCUACUGGGCAUAUGGGAACUUGAUACCUAAGCACUAUGGGAUGUUGAACGGCUUGUACAAAUUUCAUGGAAAUAAAACCUCAAAGGUAAUGGUGGCAUUGACAAGCAUUCUUGUUGUGAUCAACUGCCUGAGCUCCUUCCAGAUAUAUGCUAUGCCCGUCUUUGACAAUUUGGAAUUGGCAUACAUUAGUUUCAAGAACAAGCCAUGCCCAAGGUGGGUACGCAGAGGGAUCCGGGCUUUCUUUGGAUGUUUGGCUUUCUUUGCAGCCGUUGCUCUCCCAGUCUUGACAAGCUUGGCAGGUCUACUUGGAGGGAUCGCGUUACCUAUCACACUAGCUUAUCCAUGUUUUAUGUGGAUUAUAAUGAAGAAACCUAAACGAUAUACCAUAAUGUGGAUCAUUAACUGGGGACUUGGGAUUCUAGGUAUGGCUCUUAGUCUUCUAGUGAUUGCUGGGGCGGUGUGGAGUAUUGUGGACAAAGGUAUUCAAGCCAACUUCUUCAAGCCUUCAUGAGAAGAAAUAGUCAGUACUCUUUUUUUUUUUUUUUUUCAUAAUUUUUUAUAUUUAUAUAAAGAUAAGAAUCAAAUGGAGA
This is a messenger RNA of Macadamia integrifolia, 2192 nucleotides long. Its product is annotated as lysine histidine transporter-like 8. Lineage: Eukaryota; Viridiplantae; Streptophyta; Magnoliopsida; Proteales; Proteaceae. The coding region runs from base 665 to 2113 and encodes 482 amino acids. The record is from RefSeq and is a predicted model, not a curated record. The transcript has 5 exons. Gene Ontology annotation, cellular component: plasma membrane.